Molecule: messenger RNA, 804 nt
Organism: Cooperia oncophora
Lineage: Eukaryota; Metazoa; Nematoda; Chromadorea; Rhabditida; Trichostrongylidae
Source: the annotation of a GenBank genome assembly
AUGGGGUUCUGUCGAAUCUUGCUGCCGACGCACUCACUGCACUUCAGCACAGAGGAACUGAAUCCGCCGGACUUGUUGGUUCAGAUGGUUUUGAUCGAGGCCAUCUGGAUAUUGUCAAAGGACAAGGACUUGCACGGGAUGUCUUUUGUGGAAGAGAAACUGAGCAAGCUGAACGGGUCAAGAAUUAUUAUCGGUCACAAUCGCUACUCGACGGCCGGCAAAAAGCGGUGGGCGAUCAACUGUGUGCAGCCAUUUGUAGUCUACACUGCGAUCGGAACCGUAGCUAUAGCACAUAACGGAGAGCUAGUGGAUGUGAAGAAGAAGAGAAAAGAGGUGCUUCACGAAGGCGUUGGUCUGUCCACUGACACGGAUUCAGAGUUGAUUGCACAAAUGGUAGCGAAGGCUAUCGCUCUCAACUACAAAUGUCGCUCAGGUCUUGAUUGGGGUGACAUUUCAAAGGAGCUCGCGGUAACGAUGUCGUCGCUCAACAUGUCCUACUCGUUAGUAGUGAUGACUUACGAUCGUCUAUAUGCCAUACGGGAUCCUUAUGGCAAUCGCCCUUUAUGUGUCGGAACAAUUUACGAUACCAAACAGUGUCCCUCCGUUCCGCUGGCUUAUAUUGCAGCUUCUGAGACUUGCGCUCUUCCGAGCUUUGGUAAGCUGAACUUCGAAGUGCAGCCCGGUGAGAUCGUAGAAUUAUCCCGAAAGGGCAUACGCUCUGUAUAUCAGGUACACCCACUCAGUUGCUUUCGUUACGUUUUACCUUUUAUCCGCGGCCGUCUAUGGGUGGAUGAACCAGAAUGA